AUGCAAACAAGAAAGCAAUACGCGCUCGCCUUCACCGAUGUCGUCUCCGGCUCUCUCAUUUUCGACGUCAUGAUGGACCGAGUUUUCUUGGACGAGAAAUGGUUCUACCUGCGCAAGGUCAAGAGCAAAUGUUACCUUGCACCAUGGGAGGAAGUUCCUAAGUUGUCGACCAAGAACAAACGUUUCGUUCCAAGUGUCAUGUUCUUGACUGCAGUUGCACGGCCGCGGGUCGUCGACGGAACCAGUUUGACGGCAAACUUGGUAUUUGGCCCUUCGUUGAACAAGUCGCCGCACAGCGGCGCAGCCACCGGCGCGAGGCAGGAACACGUGCUCCUUAAUCGAGUGUUCCCCAGCAUUUUUGAAAAGUUCCCACAAACCUACCAACUCAUUGUUGUCCAACACGACACGCCUCAUGGAAUCGCCUUGGACCCUGACGUUGUGCGUGCCAGCGCAAGCCAUGGGCGCCUACAAACGUUGCAGCAGAAGAUGCCAGCCUACACUGUGGACGAGUUGAUCACCAAAGUGAACGCCGCAUACCUCAACGUACCCGAUGAGUCACUCAACAACAUGUUCAACAUGCUAUUGGCGGUGAAGGACACGUCAUCGAAAUCGAAGAAGAAGUCAAAGUACGGCCGUGGUGAAGUUUACCCAGACCGUUGGCUCUUUGGUGGUGUCGAUCGGGCAACCAAACGGUGGUUCGGCAUAUUGGUCGGCGAGGACCGCACGAAACCGACGCUAUUAGCGUUGAUCAAGAAACACAUACGACCCGGAACUCUGAUUAUGUCGGACAAGUCGUACGUGUCCACGAACGAAGUCCAUACUUUUGCCAACAACAGAGACCUUCAAGACAUGAGGUAUAGGCACCAGUGCGUGAAUCACACUGACAACUUCGUUGACCCCACCUCUGGUGCCCACACCCAACGCAUCGAAUGUCUAUGGGAAAAUCAAGUCAAGCGACUUAUCAAGACCAUGCGAGGGGAUAUACCCAAGGUGCGCCCCGAGCGAACCGAGGAGGGUGGGUGGACUUACCUCGAUGACCAAGUCAACGAAACGCUCUUUGAACGAAUCUUCUCGAUGAAACACGAGACGCAUGUCAAGAAAGUUGAGAGCGAGUCCAAAAUGAACGAAUGGCUGGCUAGAGUGCGCCAUUCAAGGGUCUCCCUGUCCAUCUACAAGUAUGGCAACGAGAUGGUCACCAAGGACCAGUUUGCAGAGUUCAAUGUGACGUGCAUUGUUUCCACAAAACCAAGAUUGUUCUGGAGCACCCAAUGA
Molecule: messenger RNA, 1272 nt
Organism: Aphanomyces astaci
Lineage: Eukaryota; Oomycota; Saprolegniomycetes; Saprolegniales; Verrucalvaceae
Exons: 4
Coding region: 1-1272 (423 amino acids)
Molecular function (GO): nucleic acid binding
Source: RefSeq, a predicted model, not a curated record